AUGCCUCUCAGCCCAUCCGCUCUCAGUCCGGCCAAGGACCCGGAGUUCACGUCUUUUCCCUCACGACGAUCAGUCGUCCACAGCACCAAGGGCAUCGUAGCAUGCACCCAACCCCUCGCGGCACAAUGCGGUCUCGAAAUCCUCCACAAAGGCGGCAACGCCGCGGACGCUGCAGUCGCCGUAGCAGCAGGCCUGAACAUGACUGAGCCGGGCAGCACGGGCAUCGGCGGCGACAUGUUCUGUCUCUUCUACGAAGCGAAAACGAAGAAAGUCCACGCACUCAAUGGCUCUGGACGGAGUGGAGGGAAAUGUACGUUGGAGACGAUCAGAAAGAGCUUGGGGUUGAAAGGUGGUGAGGUGGGGAGUAUACCGAUGGAUAGCGUGCAUGCAGUAAGCGUGCCCGGUGCGGCUGCUGGAUGGGUGGAUACAGUGGAGAAGUUUGGGAGUGGGAAGGUUAGUUUGGAGGAGGUAUUGGAUCCGGCGGCGAGGCUUGGGGAGGAGGGGUUUCCUGUUAGUGAGGUUAUGGGGAGUUACUGGGCGAAAGCUGAAGGGUUGAUACGAAGAGCUUCACCGAAUGGAGCGGAGAUGUUGAAGAAGGAUCCCAAGGCCAAAGAUGGUGUAAGAGCUCCGAGGCCAGGUGAGAUUAUGAAGAACUCAACUCUCGCGAAUACGUUUCGUCUGGUGGGAAAGAACAAGAAGGCAGGAUUCUACACGGGAAAGGUGGCAGAAGAGUUGGUCAAAGUGGUCCAAGAUUUGGGUGGUCACUUGGAACUUGAUGAUCUGAAAAAGCAUGCUGAACUCGGCACUGAAGAGACCGAAGCAAUAAGCCUGAAGUUCAAGGCGCAGGAUGUUGCGAAGGCGCAUGGACAGCACAUGGACGACAACAGCAGUGAAGGCAUUGAACUCUGGGAACACCCUCCGAACGGACAGGGUAUUGUGGCAUUGAUGGCGUUGGGUAUAAUCGAGCAGCUGGAGAAGGCUGGCAAGAUCCCGAAGUUCGCGCCUGAAGACCACAACUCGGCUCUUUACCUUCAUACCAUUAUCGAAGCCUUGCGGAUAGCGUUCGCAGAUGGCAAUUGGUGGAUUGCAGAUCCAAACGUAUCGAAGGUGCCGACAAAGGAGCUGAUUAGCCAUGAAUACCUCGCCGAACGAGCAAAGCUGUUCGACCCGAAGACCGCCAGCGCACCUUUGUCCCAUGGCUCACCAGCACACAACCACUCGGAUACAGUCUACUUCGCUUGUUCUGAUAGCGAAGGUAACGGCAUUUCUUUCAUCAACAGCAACUACGGCGGGUUUGGCACCUGUAUCAUCCCCAAGGGAUGUGGCUUCACCCUGCAGAAUCGAGCCGCGAACUUUGCCUUGCAGCCCGAGAACCACCCAAAUGUUCUGGGGCCGAACAAGCGACCAUACCACACCAUCAUUCCGGCCCUCAUCACAAACGUAAGCGAUCAAAGCUUGCACAGCGUCUACGGCGUUAUGGGGGGCUUCAUGCAACCACAAGGCCACGUGCAAGUCCUCUUAAACCAGCUCGUCUUCGGAUACACACCUCAAGCCGCGCUCGACUCCCCCAGAGUAUGCAUUGGCGCUGGAAUGCCCGAUGCUGGAGACGUCAUGGAUAUGACUGUCUACCUCGAGGAAGGCAUGAGGGAGGAGACUGUUGAGGGAUUGAAGAAACUUGGCCAUAAGGUCGAGGUUGUCAAAGGGGCUGCGAGAGGCUUGUUUGGGAGAGGACAGGUUAUCAGGUGGCAUGUUGAUCCGCUUGAAGGGCAUGGGGUCUGGAGUGCUGGGAGUGAUCCGAGGGGCGAUGGGCAUGCUGUGCCUGCGUGA
Zasmidium cellare ATCC 36951 is the source of this 1827-nucleotide messenger RNA. RefSeq lists its product as uncharacterized. The record is from RefSeq and is a predicted model, not a curated record. The transcript has 2 exons. Lineage: Eukaryota; Fungi; Ascomycota; Dothideomycetes; Mycosphaerellales; Mycosphaerellaceae. The coding region runs from base 1 to 1827 and encodes 608 amino acids.